Penicillium taxi is the source of this 756-nucleotide messenger RNA. RefSeq lists its product as uncharacterized. NCBI's taxonomy places the organism in Eukaryota, Fungi, Ascomycota, Eurotiomycetes, Eurotiales, Aspergillaceae. The transcript has 4 exons. The record is from RefSeq and is a predicted model, not a curated record. The coding region runs from base 1 to 756 and encodes 251 amino acids.
AUGUACAACUCUCUGCUAUGUCUGCCUACAAGACGCUACGAAUAUGAAGCUCAGAAGUUGUGGGGCGUCAAUAUGGAGUUUUCCUUGUCGCUCCAAAAAAAACCGUUGACAAAUCUUUGUGGAAUUCUGCCCGAAGGCGGAAUAAGGUGGAUGCUGAUUGGUGCUGGUCUAGAAUACCGAUUGAACAGAGUAUAUCCUCAAUACUAUUCGGAAAUUGCUGCUGGGGGAGAAGAGGGUAAAGAAGAAGAGAGUGAAGAAGAGAGUGAAGAAGAGAGUGAAGAAGAGAGUGAAGAAGAGAGUGAAGAAGAGAGUGAAGAAGAGAGUGAAGAAGAGAGUGAAGAAGAGAGUGAAGAAGAGAGUGAAGAAGAAGAAGAGGGCGAUGUCGCAAAACAGUACGGGCUCUACCAAAGAAUCUUUUUGAAGGAUUUCAUCUCGCCAUUCUUCGUGGAUUCAGCAAUACAAGAUGCCACUUUUCUCCGGUUGCACCCAAAAGACGUUGAGAAACUCUUGAAGCUCUACAAAUCCUAUUUUGCGACAGAGGAAGACUCCGGCAAUGGAGUCCUCGAAAAUGUCAAGUCGCCUCCCGAUAACAAGCGAUCUGCCGCUGAUGAAGAAGAAGAAAUAUCCCCUCACAAACGGGCCAAAGCAGAACGAGCUACGCCGAAACGGCACUAUGGGAGCGGGGAAGUGUACAUGUAUGGGCCUAAUUUCUCAACCCACGAUAUGAUUCAAAGAUGGGGUCGCUUGUGUCAUUAA